Messenger RNA from Morone saxatilis (striped sea-bass), 651 nucleotides. RefSeq names its product macrophage migration inhibitory factor (gene mif). NCBI's taxonomy places the organism in Eukaryota, Metazoa, Chordata, Actinopteri, Moronidae. The record is from RefSeq and is a predicted model, not a curated record. The transcript has 3 exons. Bases 101 to 448 code for a protein of 115 amino acids. Gene Ontology annotation, molecular function: phenylpyruvate tautomerase activity; cytokine activity.
GAGACGUCUUUCUUCGUCUGUUCUUCCGCCUGUUGGCAGACUCGCAGCAGCUGCAGCUUGUGAAGGGGCAGUAAAAAAAAAAGUAAAAGAAGGAGUAAUCAUGCCGAUGUUCGUGGUGAACACCAAUGUGGCCAAAGGCGAUGUGCCGGCGGCUCUGCUGUCCGAGGCCACGGAGGAGCUGGCCAAAGCUAUGGGCAAACCUGUGCAGUACAUUGCUGUGCACAUCAACCCCGACCAAAUGAUGAUGUUUGGAGGAAAGGGAGACCCCUGCGCACUCUGCUCCCUCCACAGUAUUGGCAAGAUCAGCGGUGCUCACAACAAGCAGUACUCUAAACUCCUGUGUGGACUGCUCAACAAACACCUGGGCAUCUCUCCGGACAGGAUUUAUAUUAACUUUGUAGACAUGGAUGCAGCCAACGUGGCCUGGAACAACACUACCUUUGGCUGAGAGGGAGUGCAACAGACUGAAAUAGAAGAUCAUUCCAGUAUUUUCCUACACGUGUAAAACCGACAAAAUGAAUAAGCAAAGACACCUAGUAAUCCACUGGUCAAUCCACUGUAUGACUAUUAAAAGCACUUAGCUGGACCCUUUAGCUUUGCACUAAUCCUUUUAAAUUUAAAUGCAAUAAAGGAAACCCUGUAGACCACAAA